AAGCAAGCUACCGAGGGCGGACCCAUGACCUCACGGCGGCGGACUAAAAAGAUGCCUGCCAGCGCGCAAUCCCUGUUUCCCUGAUCGACGAACAAGCUUGUUCGCAAUCUCCCAUGGCCUGCCCACGGGCCUCAGCGCUCCACUACCCCCAGGCGUACCACCAAACUCUAACAUCUACUAUUGCUGAUUACAGUCGCUCGCUCGCUUUGUCUUGUUUAUCCCGCACUGUUGCUCUCCCAUACACACCCUAGCCCCGACAUGGUGUCGUCGCGCGUCGUCUACUUUGCUCCCACGUAAUCUCCCCCGGUGCUGAUUCACUGCCAAGCCCACGAAGCUUGCUCCUAGGGCGCGACACCUAGGCUGGUGCUUGGUGUUUAGGUGAAGGGACCCGCCGGUGCUUGGUGUUUUGGUAAAGGGCUCCGCUGGUGCGACGAGGACGCCCCUCACAUCUCCCGACAAGAAUGACCAGCACGCCCAUGGUCGACCCCAAUGGCAGUAGCAGCAAUGGUAUUGGCACCGGCACCGCUGGCACGACAGCUGGCACCCACCUCCGCCCAGACGCGGCUGCCAACCGCAGCAGUCAGACAUCCCAGGCCUCGACUCUGAACUCGUCCACCACCGCCACCCAACAACACCGCCUGCUCCCCUCGCCCAUUCCGCCGCCUACCGCCUCCUCCUUCAACUCGCAGCGCCGCCCCCAGUCUCGAGUCAGUGCCGUGUCGGACAACUCCAAGGACAGUCAGGACGGCGUCCCCGUCCGCAAGAGCCACUCGCAGUCCAUCUCCAGCACCCCUCGCACGCUGGCGUCCUCUAACCGGAGCAUAACCGCGAGCGCGGAGAACAGGGAGAGACAGCGCGCCGUCCGCUCACUGCCGCCCUGGGUCCAGUCGGCCGACGAAGAGGACAAUGUCGACGCUACCAGCUUCCUCCUACCACGAACACCCACCAGUGUCCGCCAUGCCAACCACAACUUCUGCCCGACUCCAAAGUCUAGUGUCCCGGGUCGCAAGUUCGACCACGCUCGCGAGGGUGCGCCCGUGACCCUGUCGACGCCCGUCAGCGACAGCGCCCCCAAGUGGAAGCAAUUCACCCAGGCGUCCAACCUCGACCGACCCAUAUCCUCGCGCGGCCAGAUUGUAGACGAUGACUGGCUCAAGGAGAACAUGCCCGACCUCGAGCAGAAGUGGGAGCCUAUCGACAAGGACCAUGGCGACGAGCACAUCAAGGGCUUCUGGCUCUUCACCUCGGAGAAGAGAAAGCGCCGCCUGAUGCGCUUCCACAACACCGUCAUGAACCACCCUAUGGUCCCCGCCCUCUCCCGCUGCUUGAUCCUCGUCUUCUCCAUCCUUGCCCUCUCCCUCGCGUGCUCCAUCUACCGCCACUCCGAUAACAACGGCUGCAACAAUAAUUCGUCGACCUGGAUGGCUAUACUCGUUGACAUUGUGGCCGUCCUAUACACCAUCUACAUCACUUAUGACGAAUACACGUCAAAGCCUCUCGGUCUGCGGUCGCACAACGCCAAAAUGUCACUCAUCUUCCUAGACCUAGCCUUCAUCGUUUUCGAGUCUGCCAACCUUAGUCUGGCUUUCCAGGCCCUGACAGACGACAAGUGGGCAUGCGUUGAAUCAGACAGGACAAAUGCCUGUCCAUACAGACAGAGCAUUUGUGAGAGACAGAAGGGCUUGACAGCGACUCUGCUGAUUGCCCUGCUUGCCUGGAUUGCUACUUUUGCUAUCAGUACUCUGAGGUUGAUCCACCGUGUAGCGAGGUAGUACCUCACACACCUCCAUACAUUCUCCUACAUUCCCUCGGCCCUUGUAUCAUGCCAUCCGUAUCCUCGCACUACAUUCCAACCAUCCAGCUUGACUGAUCCGCAUUUGCCUUAGU
Molecule: messenger RNA, 1887 nt
Organism: Alternaria alternata
Lineage: Eukaryota; Fungi; Ascomycota; Dothideomycetes; Pleosporales; Pleosporaceae
Exons: 2
Coding region: 462-1772 (436 amino acids)
Biological process (GO): positive regulation of catalytic activity
Cellular component (GO): cell periphery; fungal-type vacuole
Source: RefSeq, a predicted model, not a curated record